Molecule: messenger RNA, 786 nt
Organism: Pestalotiopsis fici W106-1
Lineage: Eukaryota; Fungi; Ascomycota; Sordariomycetes; Amphisphaeriales; Sporocadaceae
Exons: 3
Coding region: 1-786 (261 amino acids)
Molecular function (GO): FMN binding
Source: RefSeq, a predicted model, not a curated record
AUGGCUUCCAACACUCACUCCGUCAUUUCGCCUGCGAUCCUCUACUGGGGAACUCCAGUCGUCUUGAUUACUAGUCAGAACGAAGAUGGCACUUCCAACAUUGCUCCAAUGAGCUCGGCAUUCUGGCUGGGACACUCAUGCGUGCUGGGUCUUGAUGCAACAUCCAAGACGACAGAGAACUUGCUGCGCACAAAAGAGUGCGUCCUCAAUCUUCCAAGCGACACAAUGGUAGCAGCCGUCAACGAACUCGCCGGUACGACCGGAUCAAACCCUGUCUCAGCUUCCAAAGCAUCGCGAGACUACAAGUUUGUCAAGGACAAGUGGACCAAGGCCCAGCUAAGCCCGCAGCCGUCCGACUUUGUGCAGCCCUCGCGCAUCGCCGAGUGUCCCGUGCAGAUGGAAUGUCAAUUCUUACAGGUCACCAAUCUGCGACCAGACCUGCCCGACCGCUGUGGCCUUGUACUAGCCAUCGAAGUCAGAGUGCUCCGUAUCCACAUUGAUGACGAGCUUCGCAUGGAAGGAUAUGCAAAUCGGGUCGAUCCUGACAAAUGGCACCCGCUCAUUAUGAGCUUUCAGGAAUUCUACGGCCUCAAGGAGUGCCAAGGUUGGACCCACGGCUCCAGAAAGAAGACUAUUGCAUUGAAUUUGGAUGGUCCGUGGAAAAAGAGGGAAGAAGAAAAACAAACUGACCCUUCACUAGGCUUGGUUGUAUCCCAGAAGAGAAAUAUAGAGGACUCACGAAAAGCGACAUUACAAGGUUGCCAGGAGAUGACGAUGAUGCAUUGA